Molecule: messenger RNA, 2494 nt
Organism: Carica papaya (papaya)
Lineage: Eukaryota; Viridiplantae; Streptophyta; Magnoliopsida; Brassicales; Caricaceae
Source: RefSeq, a predicted model, not a curated record
UAUAUUUACAAAUAUGAAGGAGAGGAAUAUCCCCCUCAAGUAAUUCAUGUGCAUCAGAAAACUUCUUCCAUCCAGCACACAAUGCAGUCCCCUCUGUGAUAUAAUUUAUGUUAUACUCUUUGCCUUUCUAAAAACUAAGGGAAUCUUGGAGAAAGACUAGCUUGGACCUUCUCUGCUUGUUCAACUGUAGGAGAAUUUGCUCGAGCAGGACCUUAAGCUUCAUGACUGAGGCUCUCUUAUGCUUUACAUCUUCUUCUUCCUCAAAGAAUGUCAACCUUGAUGUUCAGGGGAAGCCAUUGGAAACCAAGAUGAAGCAGACCCAGAUUCCUGAUAAGCCAACCAAGCUGGAAAAUGAUGCUAAACAAGUAGUAUGUGAUGAAUCCACAGAAACAAGGAGCUGUAAGCAUAAGAGAGCCAUAGCUGAUGAAGCUUAUGGUCUCGUUCAAGCAAAGGCUCCUGCAGUUGAACAAACAGAAAAGGUCCAAGCGAGUCUUUCUUCGAGAUUCUCUAGUUUCACAAAGACCUUGGUUAGAUCAAAUGUAAAUUCUGUAUUUUGGAUGCAUCUCCCAAUUCAAUUCUAUAAACUGGAUUUACCAAGGCAUGAUAUGACAGUUACCAUAGAACACGAGAAAGGCAGAGUAUAAAAUAACUUAAAUCUCCGGGAGAACUGCGUUGAGUGCUGAUGGAGGAAGUUUUCUGAUGCACAUGAAUUACUUGGGGGUGAUGUUUUGAAAAGGGCUAUGAAGAGGGAAAGGGGGAAGGAACAGGAAGAAACAGAAGAGUAAAGCUGAAACUUUCAGGGAGGUGAUGAAGAAACAAAAAUCCAGACAGGUCCGCGACAUGAAUGACAAAUACGCCCUAAGACUUCGGCUUGCAUCAUCUUCUUCCUCGAAGAAAGUCAAUCUUGAUGUCAUUCGGCAGGGGAAGCCAUUGGAAGCCAAGAUGAAUCAGACCCAGAUUCCUGACAAGCCAAUCAAGCCUGGAAAUGAUGCUAAACAAGUAGUAUGUGAUGAACCCACAGAGACAAGGAGCUGUAAGCAUAAGAGAGCCGUAGUUGAUGAAGCUUACGGUCUUGUUCAAGCAAAGUCUCCUACAGUUGAACAAGCAGAAAAGGUCCAAGCGAGUCUUUCUUCGAGAUUCCCUAGUUUCAUAAAGACUUUGGUUAGGUCAAAUGUAAAUUCUGUAUUUUGGAUGCAUCUACCAAUUCAAUUCUGUAAACUGCAUUUGCCAAGGCAUGACGUAACAGUUACCUUAGAAAACGAGAACGGCAAAGAGUAUAAAAUAAGUUUUAUCGCAGAGAGGACUGCAUUGAGCGCUGGAUGGAAAAAGUUUUCUGAUGCACAUGAAUUACUUGAGGGUGAUGUUCUAGUUUUCCAGUUAAUCAGUUCUACAAAGUUCAAGGUGUAUGUCGUAAGAGCAAAGAAUGCAAAGAAAGUUGAUGGAGAAUUGCCCUUGAUAGAUCUCGAUACAAGACUGAUUGAUUCCGUUCAUACAGAGACGAAUUCUAAGAGCACUAAAAGGCCUAAGCAUGUGAAGAUUCUUCCUUUGCUUCCUCCACCAGACAAUGUUCAGAACAACAGUCUGAAAGAAUUAGCCGAUCAUGCUACUGCAACCAAUAAAUCUGAGAACAACCACAAGAAUCUUGGCUCCAAAAAUCCAGUAGCCACGAGCUCUUCGGGACCUAUUGAUGGUACCAAGAACAUUGGAAGUAUAGAUUCUUUUACCAUUCUCCUGAAUGGUACAAGUAUUGAUUCUGAUAUCUCGAGUCACCAUAAGACCAAGUACUACGAGCUCUGCUGCAGUCAAAACUCACUUCUGCACGAGGAUCUUCUCAAGAGCAUCAACCAUAAACUGGCUGCAGAAAUAAUCACUCAGACUGUCAAUAUUGCCGAGGCCAUCACGGCCAGCAAACUUUGGACUUCGGAAUCAGACUAUGAUCUCUGGGAUAAAACGUUGAAAGGUUUGAGUUGUUGGGGAUGAAUGUUGGAUUUUUACGUGCUCGUGUGAAGAGAUUGAUGAAAAUUGCUUUUGAAUCCGAAGAGACCCUGAUUCACAGAGUUAUAGAGAGAUUAGUCUUCAGCAAGGUCGUGUAAAAGAGGAAAUGAGAUCAACUCAAUUGAGGCUUCUGAAAUUGCAAGAAACAUUGAGAAAGUUAAAUGAUGAGAUAGAGGUCCUUUCAGCGAGUUCCAAGAGGCUUAUGCUUAGAUUCGAGGAGGAGGUCAAUGCACCGUGGUGAUCAGGUUGACCAGGUUGAUGAUAGUCUGUUUCCAAGGUCCAAAGUUUACCGGCCCUGAUGGACUCAGCAAUGUUGACCAGGGAGGCAGUUAAUCCAAUGGUUAUUAACCUGAACCUCCACGGGAGUAGCCAUGGUUGUUCAAUAUGUACUGAUUUACUUCAAACCCAAGAAAGAAAAGAACAUAGCAGGUGAGUUAAUAUGGAUUUUCAGUAUAUACCAUUUAAGAGUAACAGAGGAAAUAGUGUUGAAUUCUUGUAA